GGAGAUACGAGGGAGUCCUAUCCGUAAGACUCAGCAUUCCGACUCAUCCAACGUGUGCAGGCGAUCGCCCAACCCUCGCAAACGCCGUCACAACCCUAACUUGAAGUUUCGAUCGUAAUUGUGCCGGCUGCUACGCCCCCACCGGAGAAGAGAGCGCCGACACCGAGAUGGGCCGCGUCCGGACGGAGACGGUGGAGAAGUCCUCCCGCCAGGUGAUCGAGCGGCACUACUCGCUCAUCACCAUCGACUUCCACACCAACUAGAAGAUCCUCGAGGAGAUCCCUUCAUCCCGUCGAAGCGAUGCCGCAACAAGAUCGCCGGAUUCAGCGUGGCCCUGUCCGCGGCAUCUCCCUCAAGCUCCAGCAGGAGGAGCGCGAGCGCCGGAUUGACUUCGACCCCGACGAGUCCGCCAUCAGGGUCGAAUACAUCGAGGUCGACAAGGAGACCUUCGACAUGCUCGACCCCUCGUCAAGGUCGGCCUCCCCGACGUCGAGAAGCAGGCCAACGCCCUCGCCCCGGCGGUGGCUAUGGUCGCAGGCUCCGAGAUUGCUUUGUCUCUGUAUAGCAAAUCAUGAUCAGUACUUUGUCAUGAGGUGUGGAGAGGAGGAGAGCUUGUCUUACGGUUUUUAAGCGAGAAUCCAUCGAAUGGCAAGGGGUUUGGGAAAUCUUCAUUGGAGUGACCAGAGACUAUGUGCAAAGAGAAAGACACAAGAUCUGGACAAGGCAAUGUUUCCAUUCACCAACCAUGAUUUUUUUGUGGUUUAUUUGUUUUGGGUUUUUUUUUCUGUUUUAAUAAUUUGUUGCUCUCUUAUCUAGUGAACUUUCAUUAUACCUUUUUUUUUGGGAAAAAACAUUAUUUGAUUUCCUUCUUGUUCUUCAUGUCAAAUGAUAAAACCUUAUGAAGGUUUUUCAUCUCCCUUAAUUGAUUUCUGAAGCAUAAUUUUAGUGAAUUUUCAUUGUACAUUUUUUGGAAAAAAAAAAGAUUUGAUUUCCUUCUUGUUCUUCAUGUCAAAGGAGAUAACCUUAUGAAGGUUUUUCAUCUUCCUUGAUUGAUUUCUGAUUUGAUUUCCUUCUUGUUCUUCAUGUCACAUGAGAAAACCUUAUGAAGGUUUUUCAUCUCCCUUAAUUGUUUUCUGAAGCAUAUUUUUGGGAUGACUGCCUUAAACCACAUUAAACUUAUCAUGCUAUAUGACAUUCUGAAAUUAAUGAGCUGAUGUGAUUAAUCUCAUGGCAUCUGUUAUCUGAUUAAUUUAUGGAUGUCCUGCUUUUUUGGAGGGUGAUCUUGUCAAUUCAUUGCCACGGUUGGCGGUGGUGCCACCGCUCGCCAAGCACCUAUCUGCCCGUCUCCGUCACCCAAACGUGGUAUCGUCAUCUUACUCGUGGAUCUCCCAUGAUCGUUGAUCUCUAAGCCUAUCGCCAUCAUCGCGCGUGCGCUCUCCGCCCUCCAGACGCUCGUUUCUCCCCCUACCACGUGCCCCGUUCGAUCUUUCAGUCCUAAAUGACCGUCUUAACCCUCUUCUGAAUACUUUAUUUCUUCAUGUGCCCCUGCGCACUUUUAUGCGUGGGAAGUCGACCUCGUCAACCCUGCGGGUCCCAUCGGUUCUUUCAAACCAGCUCCUCCAUUCUCAUACGGGUACGUUGGGGGGUAAGUCAAAGCCGGGGAACAAUAGAAGAUUCCUUAUUUUGUCCUCCAAUGGCUGCCACACCGAGUUGGGGUUUGUUUUUCUCUUGGUACGUAGUUGCCCCUGCAUGUCAUGCUUAAUUACGACGAACUCCCUCUGCCCCCUCGACCGCCGAUUCACACCUGUUAAUGGUUCUGGAACGACCCGUUCCGAACCAAAUUAAAUCCAAUCGAAGGGUGAUUUGAUGGGAUUUCAAAGUGAGAAGCUGUAUAAUAUUGAAUCGAUUUGGAUCGAACGUUGUCGAACUCAAGUCAUAGGAGCUAACAAAUCACCGAGUUCAAUUGGCAGGACAGGUCGGUCAUUUCGACGAGACCGACGAUGGCAGACUCGUAUUUGUCUCAAGUUCCAGGGGCAUUCAUUAUUUGAUCUCUAUUAUAUACAUCCCUCGACCUCACCAGGGCUUCUCUUCUCCCUUCAAAUCAUCUUCUUCAUCCUCCUGCGUUUCCCUAUCUCCUUUCGCGCUUCCUUUGCUUGGCCCCCCUCCGCCGCGCCACGGCCGCCGCUCGCCGUUAUACCGGCGUGGUUCGCCGGAUUCCUGGGGUCACGUAACGUCCCCGCUGUGGAUCUUAUCCUUUUGUUCUUCUUUUACCGUUUUGCCCCCUCACCUCUUUUUUUUCCUUUUAAUCUGAUCCCUCUCCGGCCUUCUUUUUGUUCGCUUGCGGAUUCGAUGCCCUCUUGCUGACGUGGCGAAACUGAAAUCAUGUCGACUCACUUGCGGGCGGGAGAGGCAGCAGCUGGCGCGUUGAGGAAGCGGAAGGAUCGGGAACCGUCCGACUCCCCUCGGGCGCGGUCCCCCGCUGGGCCGGAUCCGGUUCAGCCCGCGCUGGCCCGCGACAACCGGCUCUUGGCUGGGUGCCUGGCGAACGAGUUCCUCACCAAAGGAACCCUCUUCGGGAAACGGUGGGAGCCGAACGGGUCCGAGCCGGAUAACAAGAUGGCUAACGCGGUCUGCCCUGGUUCAGCGGAUAGCGACCCGGACAAGGACAGGGCGAACCCGGUUCGAUCGGGGAGCACGACCGCGGAGCCAGCGCGGUCCAAGCCGCCCAUCGCGUACGCGGAGGUGUCGUACUUGCUGAAGGCGGACGGGGCCCGCAUUCAGGGCGUGGUCAACCCCACCCAACUCGCCCGCUGGCUCCAGAUGUAAGGUGGCGUGACCCGCGUGGCAGCGCACGCAGCUGUUGCUCACUGCUGCAUGCAUGAGGCUGGAAGAGUCGGUGACUGAUGCUGGAGGUGAUGAAUCUGAUCACAAAAAGGAAGGCGUGCAAAUGAUUCUUCUUCUGCAUUGUGUUUUCUCCUUUCAAUUUUUAGCCUCAUGGAUGUUUUCCGAGUCAACAGUAAGGAUUUGGCGUUGUUUUUUGCUUUA
Molecule: messenger RNA, 3045 nt
Organism: Musa acuminata AAA Group (dessert banana)
Lineage: Eukaryota; Viridiplantae; Streptophyta; Magnoliopsida; Zingiberales; Musaceae
Product: small ribosomal subunit protein eS17-like
Exons: 3
Coding region: 301-630 (109 amino acids)
Biological process (GO): translation
Cellular component (GO): ribosome
Molecular function (GO): structural constituent of ribosome
Source: RefSeq, a predicted model, not a curated record